This is a messenger RNA of Thyridium curvatum, 987 nucleotides long. RefSeq lists its product as uncharacterized. Gene Ontology annotation, molecular function: pectinesterase activity. Bases 1 to 987 code for a protein of 328 amino acids. Gene Ontology annotation, biological process: cell wall modification. The transcript is spliced from 3 exons. Lineage: Eukaryota; Fungi; Ascomycota; Sordariomycetes; Thyridiales; Thyridiaceae. The record is from RefSeq and is a predicted model, not a curated record.
AUGUUGUCCCAUUUCACAGUGUUUGGCGUGUUGUUGCGUUUGGUGGCAGCGGCAUCGCGAACUUCACCCCCAUCCGGAAGCAUCACGGUGUGCAGUUCAGGCUGCAACUACAACAAAAUCCAGAAUGCUGUGAACUCCAUUUCAACAACCUCGACUUCGGCGCAUAGCAUCUUCAUCUAUGGCGGCACUUACACCGAGCAGGUCACAAUUCCUUCUCUGGCUGGAAAGCUGACCAUCUAUGGCUAUACCACCAACACUGCCUCUUACAGUAACAAUGCUGUGAAUCUUCAGUGGAGCUCUAGUCUCGCUAGUGGUGCUCCGGACGAUCAGCACACCUCGGCGCUGAUCAACUUGUCGAAGAACGUUGCAGUGUACAAUAUCAACAUCAAAAAUACCUAUGGCAAAGGGUCGCAGGCCGUGGCACUAUCUGCUUAUAAUACUGCGCAAGGCUAUUACGGCGUCGGACUUUACGGCUCCCAGGACACACUCCUCGCACAGACUGGCAACCAGGUAUACGCCAACUGUCUCAUACAGGGCGCAGUUGACUUCGUGUUUGGGCAGCACGCGCGGGUCUGGAUCACCAAGUCUGUAAUCGCCGUUACUGAAGGGGGCCAUUACAUCACUGCUAAUGGGCGAGAUUCGUCCUCUGAUCCGAGCUACUACGUGAUCGACAACAGCGCUGUCCAGGCCGCCUCGGGUUUCUCAGUGGCGGCCGGAAGCGUGUAUCUCGGCCGCCCGUGGAGGGAGUAUGCCCGUGUCUGCUUCCAGCGAUGCAGCCUUUCGAACAUUAUCAACAGUGCCGGCUGGACCGUGUGGAGCAGUAGCACACCGAACACUGGUCAUGUAACCUUCCAAGAGUAUGGAAACACCGGAUCCGGUGCGAGUGGCAACAGGGCGAGCUUCGCUACGAAGAUUAGUGCACCGCUCACGAUUGGGAGCAUUAUCGGAAGCGACUACACUAGCUGGGUCGAUACCUCAUACUUGUAG